UCUACGCGCCAUUUGCAGUGAACAGUGAACUUUCGUAUUUCUGAUAUAUACAUAUAUAAUUUUAUUGAUCAGAUAUUCAGAUUCUGCUGCGAGUUGGCGCCUGAGAUAGAGAGUCUAGAUGUCAAUGAUGGAUUCCUUCUUCAACAAAGGGUUUAAAGCAGCCCAAUGUAAAACCUUAUUGAAACUGGCGAUUCCUCGAAUUAAGCUUCUAAGGAACCGGAGAGAGAUUCAGAUGAAGCAGAUACGCAGAGAAAUAGCAAAACUCCUUGAAACUGGUCAAGAAGCUACGGCUCGGAUUCGGGUAGAGCAUAUUAUAAGAGAAGAGAAAAUGAUGGCUGCCCAGGAGAUAAUUGAAUUAUUUUGUGAACUUAUAUCCACUCGUAUUCCAAUCAUUGAGGCUCAGAGGGAAUGCCCUCUGGAUUUGAAAGAAGCGAUUUCCAGUAUAUGUUUUGCUGCACCGAGAUGUGCAGAUGUUACAGAGUUGAUGCAAGUUCGAAUGUUGUUUGCUGGAAAAUACGGGAAAAAAUUUGUGGCUGCUGCUGCUGAACUGAUGCCCGACUGUGGUGUCAAUCGCCAGUUAAUAGCGCUAUUAUCUGCUCGAGCUCCUGGCCCCGAUGUGAAACUCAAGCUGCUAAAGGAAAUUGCUUUGGAACAUGAACUAGAGUGGGAUCCAAGUGCUUCUGAAACUGAAUUGUCGAAACCUCGUGAAGAUCUACUUAACGGACCAACGCAAUUUGUCAGUGGGUACAAGCUUCCACUUCCCGAGACAAAAUGUGACGAGUCAAUAAUGUACUCUGCGUCUUCUUCUGUUUCGAAAGAAGUCCCUGGUAAACAGUCCGAACCUGAUGAUGAGUUCGAGUUUUUAGAUCCUCCAGAAGUCCGAGAAGUGGGAAAAAAUCCUGGAGGUAAUGAAAUAGCAUCAAAUAAACCAAAAAUGGAGUAUGGGGAAGUUUUGCUGGGAAAAUCUGUUACCGAGUGUCAGAAGGAAGGCGAAAAGUUCUUGCCAUUCAUGUUUCCCCCACCGAAAUCUUCUUUGGAGCAAAGUAAUCCACCGAAAUCCAUUUCAGAAGCCCAAAUGGAAACCAUUGUAGAUUUGCAGGAUGUUUUUGCUGCUGCUCAGGCGGCUGCUGAGAGUGCCGAAUCUGCAGCUGCAGCUGCUCGCUCUGCAGCUAGCCUGGCGCAACUCCGAAUUAGCGAACUUACAAAGAAACAGAACGACGAGGUUCCAGUAAGCCCUGAUGAGAACCCAUUCCACGCGGAUACACAGAAGGCUGACCAUCUAGAAAACCCAUUCUGUAACUCUGCAUCCUUCUUAUGAUGAUGCAUCGACAGGAUCAUAUUCUCGGUCAGGAUCACAAGUAUCACGAGCUUCAGAGAGUACCUUCCAUUGACGACGAAUCACACUUCUCAUACCCCAACUAGUUUACAUCACAGGGCUCAGGUGAGUAGUGAUGUGGACGUUUUCGGAUUUUUUUGUCUGCCAUGAAUUCAUUCAUUUGUACUAGAAUAAACACAAAAGGGCAUCCAUCAAUUUCAUUAGUUUGGUACAUCCUAUCCAAGAACUGAAUGAUCGAUAAAAACCAUGUUUCUACCUACUCCACACAUGCUUUCUUGGCUAUCCUAAACACUCAUUAUUAUCCUGAUGUUGGGUUUGUUUCUCAACGUUGUUGUCUGAAAUAAAAUAGUACCAAGUAGCUGGAAAGAAAGGGAUUGUUGGUUACAUGAAA
This is a messenger RNA of Ipomoea nil (Japanese morning glory), 1727 nucleotides long. RefSeq lists its product as uncharacterized. The coding region runs from base 119 to 1318 and encodes 399 amino acids. Gene Ontology annotation, biological process: protein transport. NCBI's taxonomy places the organism in Eukaryota, Viridiplantae, Streptophyta, Magnoliopsida, Solanales, Convolvulaceae. The transcript is spliced from 6 exons. The record is from RefSeq and is a predicted model, not a curated record.